Molecule: messenger RNA, 1584 nt
Organism: Acyrthosiphon pisum (pea aphid)
Lineage: Eukaryota; Metazoa; Arthropoda; Insecta; Hemiptera; Aphididae
Product: E3 ubiquitin-protein ligase rnf146
Exons: 5
Coding region: 164-949 (261 amino acids)
Biological process (GO): Wnt signaling pathway; ubiquitin-dependent protein catabolic process
Cellular component (GO): cytoplasm; nucleus
Molecular function (GO): zinc ion binding; ubiquitin protein ligase activity; poly-ADP-D-ribose binding
Source: RefSeq, a predicted model, not a curated record
UGCGCUUUAUCCGUAGUUGUUUUGUUGAUAUUAAUUCGCUCUAUCGAUUUACGAAUUACGAGCUGUGAGCACCAGAUGUCCAGACACACCAAUUCGCCACCACUAAUUGGUCACGAUUUGAAAUAAUACGCGAGUCGUCGAACACAGCUGCAGUUUCCGAGACAUGGCUGCGUCUCUGAAACGUCUCGAGGACGAGAUCGCGGACGACGAGAAUACGUCCGAGGAGAAUGGACCCGAAUCCGAAGCGACAGAAGAUCCUCACUCGUCUACUGCUUCUGCCUCGAACACAAAGUCUGACGAUGAAGAAAAGAAAACGCCCGUACCAAAAAAGAAAUCUACUUCGAAGAAAUCCAAGAAAAAUGCUGAAUUGCCAGAAGAUGCAUAUGCAUCCGAUGCUUCUGCCUUGCCAACAAGCUCUAACGUUGGGGAGAAUUCAACAUCAGGAACGAAACUGAAAUCUAUCUUGAAAAAAACCAGGAAAAGUGGUGACAAGUCUACAAGUGAAUAUAACGAGUGUCCUGUAUGUUUGGGACCAGCUGUGUUCCCUGUUCGUACUCCAUGCGGUCAUGUAUUUUGUUUCUUGUGUGUGAAAGGAGCGGCACGGCAAGCUAACAGGUGUCCAAUGUGUCGUCAACAUAUACCUAUUGAUUUUGACAAAAAUCCCAUUAUUCUUGAACGCCAAGAAGUAGAAACAUUUGAAGAUGGUUACCAAUGGUUUUAUGAAGGCAAAAACGGCUGGUGGCAAUAUGAGAAGAGAACAUCUGAUGAAAUUGAACAACACUACAAACUCAAUGUACUAAAAUUUGAUGUACUUAUUUGUGGUACAAUGUAUACAAUUGAUCUCGACCGCAGUGUGCAAUAUAACAGGGAUAAUCCAUACAGGAGAAGGAAAGUGAAACGAGAAAAUGCCAAUAAUAUUGCUGUUAAAGGUGUUGCUGGUGUUCAUUAAUUUCACGUAUUUUCUCAUUUAUAUUUACAUAUUAUAUUUAUUGUUCUUUAUUCAUACAUGACUCAAAUUAUGAUGUAUGGAAGUUUAAAUGUCUAUUUUAUGUACUUAUUAAUGUUAAUUUAUUAUUAUUAACAUUCAUUUUAAUGAAAAUUUUGCUAAUUCAUAAAUUUUGUCAAUUAUAUUCUCAUUAUUUAUUUUAAGAUCUGGAUACCAAUAAUCCUGAAAAAUAUUUUAAAAAUUAUUUGAUUAAUUAACAAGGAAUUUUUAUUAAAAUGGUGUAAAUUGUGCUGUGAAAAAAGUCUGAUGACUUAAAUUAAUGUUUUCUAAUGAUUACAUUAAAUAAAAAUGUAAUGUGUGUUUUUGAUUUUCUUUAAACAAAAAAGAAACUAAUACAUGGUUUAAGCUGAAAUCAUCAAAACUUGUACCAUAUUAUACUUUGCACCUAAACAUUUUUUUGCAUUCACAUUUUAUUGGUAUCCAGAACCUCUUGGAAAGUUUUUAAGAUCUGUUUUAAGAAUUUCAUAUUCUCGCUAUUGUUCUUUUGGUGCGAUUUAAAUUAUUAUAAAUAUUACCUAUGUUAUAUCUUAAGAAUAAUUAGUAUAAAAAUUAUAAGACAAAGUUAUAACUGUACAAAA